CAAUCUCCUUGAAACAGCAUUGUGAGACCCGCUGUCGAGUCGACCGCUGCUGUGCUUAAAGUUCUCCUAGUCUUUCCCGGAAGAAACGAAGUGAAACAUGUCGAUCAAGAAGAUCUUCGCCCGUCAGAUCUACGACUCUCGCGGAAACCCGACCGUCGAAGUCGAUCUCACCACCGCGAAAGGAGUUUUCCGUGCCGCUGUCCCGUCCGGAGCGUCGACGGGUAUCUACGAAGCCCUUGAACUUCGCGACGGGGACAAGAAGGUCCACCAUGGGAAAGGCGUCCUGAAAGCGAUCAAGAACGUCAACGACAUCAUCGCACCGGCGCUCCUCAAGGAGAACUUCGAUGUCAAGGACCAGCAGAAAAUCGACGAUUUCAUGAUCAAGUUGGAUGGCACCGACAACAAAGACAAGCUCGGUGCCAACGCCGUCCUCGGUGUCUCGAUGGCGGUCUGCAAAGCCGGUGCCGCCGAAAAGGGAGUUCCUCUCUAUAGGCACAUCGCCGACCUCGCGGGUAACUCGAAAAUCAUCCUUCCCGUCCCCGCGUUCAACGUCAUCAACGGAGGCUGUCACGCCGGAAACAAACUCGCCAUGCAGGAGUUCAUGAUCCUGCCGACCGGAGCCGCGAGUUUCUCCGAGGCCAUGCGGAUGGGUAGCGAAGUCUACCAUCAUCUGAAGGCUGUCAUCAAGAAGAAAUUCGGCCUCGCCGCAACGGCUGUCGGCGAUGAGGGCGGCUUCGCUCCCGAUAUCCAGGACAACCGCGAAGCGCUCGAGCUGAUCAAGGAAGCCAUCGAGGCCGGCGGAUACACCGGCAAAAUCGAAAUCGGAAUGGAUGUUGCAGCGUCCGAGUUCUGCCAGAACAAGAAAUACAAUUUGUCUUUCAAAGCAGCCACACCCGUCCCCGAGUCACAGCACCUGACGUCGGCCCAACUGCAGGCGUUCUACGAGGACAACAUGAAGAGCUUCCCGAUCGUGUCCAUCGAGGAUCCUUUCGACCAGGACGACUGGGAGGGAUGGACCUCGCUCACAGCUGCGACUCCGAUCCAAAUCGUUGGCGACGAUCUCACCGUCACCAAUCCCAAACGCAUUCAGAUGGCUGUCGACAAGAAGGCCUGCAACUGCUUGUUGCUUAAGGUCAACCAGAUCGGAUCAAUCUCGGAAUCCAUCAGCGCUCAUCUCCUCGCCAAGAAGAACGGCUGGGGAACGAUGGUCUCCCAUCGUUCGGGUGAAACCGAAGAUUGCACCAUCGCCGACAUCGUUGUCGGUCUCAGCACCGGACAAAUCAAAACCGGAGCCCCUUGCAGAUCCGAGCGUCUUUCAAAAUACAACCAAAUCCUCCGCAUCGAAGAGGAGCUCGGUGCGGCGGCUGUUUACGCCGGCAAGAACUUCCGGAAACCCGAGUAAGGUCAUCCGCCUGAAGAUGAAGGGACUUCCUGCGUGACACCGAUUCGCGGGAAACCGCGCGAAACCACGCUUCCUUGCAUCGGCUUCUCGAAUUACUGCGGUUGAAUUCUAGUCUAAGUUUAAUUUUAAGUCGCACACUGUGUUGAAUCAUCAAAAAAUAGAACUUAGAUCUUCGGACCGCGUGGAAAGAGUCCGAGGUUCCAUGCCGUCCGUUGACCAUGGGGAUGUUUGAGGGAUGCUUCCGGUCUCUCUCGGAGCAGUGGCAGUGAUCAAUAAAACGUAGACUAUCAACGUCGAAA
This is a messenger RNA of Galendromus occidentalis (western predatory mite), 1701 nucleotides long. RefSeq names its product alpha-enolase (gene Eno). Gene Ontology annotation, biological process: glycolytic process. The coding region runs from base 98 to 1402 and encodes 434 amino acids. Lineage: Eukaryota; Metazoa; Arthropoda; Arachnida; Mesostigmata; Phytoseiidae. The record is from RefSeq and is a predicted model, not a curated record. Gene Ontology annotation, cellular component: phosphopyruvate hydratase complex. Gene Ontology annotation, molecular function: phosphopyruvate hydratase activity; magnesium ion binding. The transcript has a single exon.